This is a messenger RNA of Phyllostomus discolor (pale spear-nosed bat), 10030 nucleotides long. RefSeq names its product AP2 associated kinase 1 (gene AAK1). The record is from RefSeq and is a predicted model, not a curated record. Gene Ontology annotation, biological process: protein phosphorylation. Gene Ontology annotation, molecular function: ATP binding; protein kinase activity. Lineage: Eukaryota; Metazoa; Chordata; Mammalia; Chiroptera; Phyllostomidae.
GGGCAGCGGGUCAGUCUCCGCCGGGCGCUUCGAGGAUCAGCUGGCGGGCGGGCGGGUGCCGUACACGGCCCCGGCUCUCGCUGCAGCGCCGCCUCCUUUUCCCCCACGCAGGCAGGCCUGGCGGCCGUGACAAUGUUGCGGGGCUGGUAGCUGGGCGCCGGUCGUCGAGCCUUCUCAAGUUUAAACUUACACGAAUCGCUCUUUUGAGGAGGAGGGGACCACCGCGCAAUUGACGCGCAUAUUCCUAUAGGCAUCCUCCCUCAGCCCCCACCCCCACGGCCGGAUUCGGGUGGCUCCUCUCCGAACUGAAAUCCGAGAAGAAAUCCUUGGAUCUCUUGUUUUCUUAAAAAAAAAAAAAAAUCUAGAAACUGUCGGUAUUUUGCUUUACUGCUUCCUAUUCGCAAGAUGAAGAAGUUUUUUGACUCCCGGCGAGAGCAAGGCAGCUCUGGCCUGGGCUCCGGCUCCAGCGGAGGAGGGGGCAGCACCUCGGGCCUGGGCAGUGGUUACAUCGGAAGGGUCUUUGGCAUUGGGCGACAGCAGGUCACUGUGGACGAAGUGUUGGCAGAAGGUGGAUUUGCUAUCGUGUUUCUGGUGAGGACAAGCAAUGGAAUGAAAUGUGCCUUGAAACGCAUGUUUGUCAACAAUGAGCAUGAUCUCCAGGUGUGCAAGAGAGAAAUCCAGAUAAUGAGGGACUUGUCAGGACACAAGAACAUUGUGGGUUACAUUGAUUCUAGUAUCAACAAUGUGAGUAGUGGUGAUGUAUGGGAAGUGCUCAUUCUGAUGGACUUCUGUAGGGGGGGCCAGGUGGUCAACCUGAUGAACCAGCGCCUGCAAACGGGCUUUACAGAGAAUGAAGUGCUCCAGAUAUUUGUGACACCUGUGAAGCUGUUUGCCCGCCUCCAUCAGUGCAAAACUCCUAUUAUUCACCGUGACCUGAAGGUUGAAAAUAUCCUCUUGCAUGACCGAGGCCACUAUGUCUUGUGUGACUUUGGAAGCGCCACCAACAAAUUCCAGAAUCCACAAACUGAAGGAGUCAAUGCAGUAGAAGAUGAGAUUAAGAAGUACACAACGCUGUCCUAUCGGGCACCAGAAAUGGUCAACCUGUACAGUGGCAAAAUCAUCACUACGAAGGCAGACAUUUGGGCUCUUGGAUGUUUAUUGUAUAAAUUAUGCUAUUUCACUUUGCCAUUUGGGGAGAGUCAGGUGGCAAUUUGUGAUGGAAACUUCACAAUUCCUGAUAACUCUCGAUAUUCCCAAGACAUGCACUGCUUAAUUAGGUAUAUGUUGGAACCAGACCCCGACAAAAGGCCAGAUAUUUACCAGGUCUCCUACUUCUCAUUUAAACUACUCAAGAAAGAAUGCCCGAUUCCAAAUGUACAGAACUCUCCCAUUCCUGCAAAGCUUCCUGAACCAGUGAAAGCCAGUGAGGCAGCAGCAAAGAAGACCCAGCCGAAGGCCAGACUGACAGAUCCCAUUCCCACCACAGAGACCUCCAUUGCGCCCCGCCAAAGACCUAAAGCUGGGCAGACUCAGCCGAACCCAGGAAUCCUUCCCAUCCAGCCAGCACUGACACCUCGAAAGAGGGCCACAGUCCAGCCCCCACCUCAGGUUGCAGGAUCCAGCAAUCAGCCUGGUCUUUUAGCCAGUGUUUCCCAACCAAAAACCCAGCCCCCAUCUAGCCAACCUCUACCACAACCCCAGCCCAAGCAGCCACCAGCUCCGCCCACCUCACAGCAGACACCUUCCACUCCAGCCCAGGGUCUACCCACUCAGGCCCAGGCAACACCCCAGCACCAGCAGCAACUCUUCCUCAAGCAGCAGCAGCAGCAGCAGCAGCAACAGCCGCCACCACCACCAUCACAGCAGCCAGCAGGCACAUUUUACCAGCAGCAGCAGCAGCAGGCCCAGGCUCAACAGUUUCAGGCAGUACAUCCAACAACCCAGCAGCCAGCAGCUGCCCAGUUCCCUGUGGUGUCCCAAGGAAGCUCUCAACAGCAGCUGAUACAGAACUUCUACCAGCAGCAGCAGCAACAGCCACUGGUCACAACCCUGCAUCAGCAGCAGCUGCUGACUCAGCAGGCCGCCUUGCAGCAGAAGCCCGCAGUGGCAGCAGUACAGCAGCCCCAGGCACAGCCAGCCUCAGCCUCACAGCCGACCCCUGCCCAGGAGCCCGUGAUUCAAGCCUCAGUAAGACAACAGCCAACAGUUCAGACAACCCCACCUCCUGCCGUCCAAGGACAGAAACUUGGAUCUCUCACUCCUCCAUCGUCCCCCAAGACCCAGCGUGCUGGACACAGGCGGAUUCUCAGUGAUGUGACCCACAGUGCAGUCUUUGGGGUCCCUGCCAGCAAAUCAACCCAGCUGCUCCAGGCAGCUGCAGCUGAGGCCAGUCUCAAUAAGUCCAAGUCUGCAACCACCACUCCAUCAGGUUCUCCUCGGACCUCCCAGCAAAAUGUUUAUAAUCCUUCAGAAGGUUCUACGUGGAAUCCCUUUGAUGAUGACAAUUUCUCCAAACUCACAGCUGAAGAACUGCUAAACAAGGACUUUGCCAAACUUGGGGAAGGCAAACAUCCUGAGAAACUUGGAGGCUCAGCUGAGAGUUUGAUCCCAGGCUUUCAACCAACCCAAAGUGAUGCUUUUGCCGCUUCCUCAUUUUCUGCUGGAACCGCUGAAAAAAAGAAGGGUGGGCAGACUGUGGAUUCUAGCCUCCCACUUCUAAGUGUAUCUGAUCCUUUCAUUCCUCUUCAAGUACCUGAGGCACCAGAAAAGCUAAUUGAGGGACUCAAAUCUCCUGACACUUCUCUUCUGCUCCCUGACCUCUUGCCUAUGACAGAUCCUUUUGGUAGCACUUCCGAUGCUGCAAUUGAAAAAGCUGAUGUUGCUGUUGAGAGUCUCAUACCAGGACUGGAGCCCCCGGUGCCCCAGCGCCUCCCAUCUCAGACGGAAUCUGUAACCUCAAACUGCACAGAUUCUCUCACCGGGGAAGAUUCCCUGAUCGAUUGCUCUCUGCUUUCUAACCCUACUACUGACCUUCUGGAAGAGUUUGCCCCCAUAGCAAUCUCUGCUCCAACCCAUAAAGCAGCAGAAGAUAGUAAUCUCAUCUCAGGUUUUGAUGUCCCUGAGGGCUCGGACAAGGUGGCAGAAGAUGAGUUUGACCCUAUUCCUGUAUUGAUAACCAAAAACCCACAAGGUCUCCAGAGAGAGCCCAAUCCAUGUCCUGUAAUAACUGUAGAGCACUUUAAAGAAUCAACUGGUGUUAAAGGCCUUCCCCUGUAUCCAGACCCCUCCAGAGUACCUGACAUGAAAACUCAGAACAAUUUAGAAUCUGACUACUUGGCCAGAGAUGGCCCUUCAAGCAACAGCUCAUUCCACAGCAGUGAAGAAGAAGGGACUGACCUCGAGGGGGACAUGCUAGACUGCAGUGGGUCUCGACCUCUCCUCAUGGAAUCUGAAGAUGAGGACGAGAGCUGCAAGCCUCUGCAGGGGAAGCUGGGAGCAGCCGUUCCAUUUGCUCAGCCAGAAGCCUCUACUGAACAAGCAAAGGCAGUGCAAGAUGGAAGAAAGAACCAAUUUCAAGCCCUCAUACAACCAGCCACUGAUGGCGUUGGCGAGCCAGAUGUUUUUGCCACGGCCCCCUUCAGGAGCUCAAGGGUUUCGGCUGAUGAGAUGGACAUUUUCUCCAAAGCCCCAUUUGUCUCCAAGGGCAGUGUGGCUCCUUCCCAGCCAGAGGAGGCGGAUGUGUUCUUGAGAGCUCCUUUUACCAAAAAGAAAAGUGUGGAGGAGUUAACAGUCUCCCAGAGCACCUCCCAGGAGAUGCCUGUGCAGGCUGGUCUUCUCAGUCAGACAGAUGAUGUCGCUCUGCUCUCGGGCCUUGACAGAGCAGUGUAUGCCUCUGUCCGAUCUCAGUAUUCCAUGGCUGGUUUUGUCCCACAGUCCAGUCUCCCCUCCCAUCCUGUACAAGCAGCAGACCAUCUUGACAGCAUCUCACCCAGGGGAUCCGCCCUGGAAUCUGGGGGCCAUCCUAAUGACAGAAACAAAGGACUUCAGCCCCAGCAAGAAGCUAUUUCAGGCCCCAUGGCUGGCAAACCAUUCCGCCCCCAGUCUUUAUCCAAAUACUCCCGUCACUAUAGCCCAGAAGAUGAGCCAAGUCCUGAAGCCCAGCCCAUUGCUGCCUACAAAAUUGUUUCGCAAACCAACAAGCAGUCCAUAGCUGGCUCUGUUUCCAUCACAUCCCUUUCCUCCAGGACUACGGAGCUGCCAGCUGCCGAUCCUUUUGCUUUAGCACCAUUUCCUUCAAAAUCAGGCAAGCAGAAACCUUAAGAGCAAUACCUGAGCCUUAGGCCUCUCUCUCUACCCCACCCUGAAUAACCCACCACACCACUCCCAGCUGAGCCUUCCUAACAAGAAGUAUAUCAGUUACCAUCUUUCAGUUCCCUGGGUUAGAGCAGAAUGUUAGUCAACAGACUCAAGUGCAAAACCCCUUUGAGUGUGCUCAUUUCUUAUGUUUAUAUUGAUUUCUGGACUUUCAGGCAUUUCCAUGUUCACCUCUACCCAGAACGUGCCCCCCCAACCCCCACAGAAACUAUUUAAAUACAGAAACACUUCACAAACCCAACCCCAAAGGGGCCAUGUUACCACUAGUUCUAAUUCCUGCAAUCCUGUUGUGAGUCGUGUCCAUUGAGGAAUCAAGAUCAGUCCUGCCAGGACUUGAUUUAAUACUCUUAAAAAGGGGAUAUUUCUGGAAACAGAUGCAAGAUGAAAAUCCUGCGUUUCAAGAGGAAGUGUAAUCCUACAGAUAUAGUCAUUCCUGUAAAACCAGCAGCUCUAGGAUUCUCUGCAUCUGUCUCCGAGUCUGCUCCAGCCAGGCCAGCCCUCGUGCAUAUGUGCCUGUGGGUGUUCAAUGUGUGUCAGAUCUUUUCCUGUCUAGAAGUGCAAACAGACGAGGUAUCUGCACUCGUAUCUCAUGGUGUUGAGCCUUCCCUGCAUCCACGCAGCUUUGUAAAUUAGUGAGUGCGCAGGUUGGGUGUGUGCUCGCACACGUGCAUGUGCUCACGGGAAGCAUUUUUUCUUUAGGAUAAUCCUGUCCCUCCAGGCCUACGUCCACAAUCACUCAUUUGCUGGCAUUUGUCUUCUGCACUAACUCACUCCAACCCUUUUGUUACUUAGUUUUUUUCUCAUGCGAAAUUGAUUUCAUUGGCAGGUGUAGGAAAAUCCUGCUGAGGCAGGUGUCAGGGCAGGUUUCAGAGUAGAGUUCCUUUUCUCCCCAAUUUGCUCUUUGUGAUUAACAAAUUCCAUUUACCUGAUCAUGAAAAAUUAAUUAAUUGUCUACAUUUCCCCUCAGAACAAUAUAAAAGAGCACCUUGUUACAGUUUCAACCAGUGGGUAUAUGGUCUUAGUAAUUUUUAAAAGUACUUAAAAACCUGGGUCUGAGCAUUCCAUGUUGUCGUCAUGGAAUUAAUUAAUUAAUGAUGAGAAUAGGCUACAAACUAGAUUUGCUUAUUUGUUUGUUCCAAAUCCUUACCAUCUUUCUCUACUGCUUCUUGAGGAAAUACAAAUCUGAGACUGAAAAUAAGUUUGUAUGGGAGAAUGGAAAGGAGCUGCAUCUGUUAGCCAUGAAAACCUUUAUUCUCCCUCCUCCUUAGAUGUUGUUGAAGUCAGCCAGGUAGAUGACUGACUUGUGGUUUUGAAAUGUCUUCUCUUUCUGGAAAGGUCUGACUCAUUCCUAGCUGUUUUCCUACCCUUUAUUAUUAGUGCCUUAAAAUGAAAUUUACGUCUCAAUGGGAAGACUUCUGUUGAGGAAAUUCAGCUUAAUGGGAAGAGUUGCUACACCAUGUUUCAGUGUGAAAGCUUCUGUGACUUACAGUAAAUGUUAGGGAGUUUUUUCCCAUUAGCUGGAGAAAUCGAGGGAGUUGCUUACCAAACAAGAUGAAUGAUUUAAGAUUUCCUGGAAAUUCAGCCAAGAAUCAAGCCUGAAGGUCAAAUUCUGUUGCAGUUGAUGAGGUGUGAUAGUCUUAAAUUUAAAGUUCAUGGGUCUUGGCAGUAAACUAUAAAUAGCUGCUUUUUAAGACUUUCCCUGUGCUUGUCUCCAUCUAUUUCAAAUGUCCCGAUUAAAAGAUAAAUAAUGGUACUGAUUCAGGGCUGCCAGCUAUGGUUUUCCAUCUGAGGUUCCUUUGUGCCAGAAACGAAUGUCUUUCACUGUGUUAGAUGCUAAAUGUUCAUUCUAAGAGGUUUCUUUCUCCCAGUGAUCAUCUUUGACUUUUCUGUGUAAUAGUGGGUACAAAAUUAUCUUUCAAGUUGAGUGAAUAGUUUUAGCUAAUGCAUAUGGAAUUUUGCACCUCAAACCCUUCCCUUUGACAUUAUCAAUUAAAGCCUUCAAAGGCAGGAGCCAAGAGGAUAGAAAUACUCAGGAGAGUUUUCACUCCAAAUCAGAAACUUAAAAAGAAAAAGGUCCUAAUUCACUCUUCCAAGUAUUCAGGAUUACCUCUAUAAUAGCCCUGCAAAAUGUUUUUCCCUUGGUUAUUUGAUCACAUCCUCCUAAUCAAGUAGCCAUUUUAGUUCUCAAAGAUAAAAUCAAUAAAGUGAUGGUGAUUUUUGUUAUGUAGUUGAAUCGUUUGUCAAGCAUGGACUUGUAACCUGUUUGUAGUCUCAUAGAGACUGAUGAUGGUUGGAGACUCUAAAGACCUUCUUUGGUCAGGAAACAUAAACACAAAUUACUGUUGUAUUUUUAGUGAUACAUGAAAAUGUUUUGACUAUGGGAGGACAUUAAUUAUUAGCUAAUAACUAGUGAAUUCAGCAGUGAUCUUUGGGUCAUAUAGGGUAAAUGCACCAUUGAAAGAUAAAAUAUUCUUGCCAGAGGCCAGCCUGAAUGUGGAAAUCUGGAAAAUUUAUUUUUAAGGGAGUCAGGGGUGCUCAGGGAGCUUUGAAUUGAAUUAGUAGUGAAUGCAUGUUUCCAGCAACUACACUGCAAUAGGUUAACAUUAAAGAGAAAAAGGAAAUAUAUAGUCAACAAAAUACUGCACUUCUUGUUUUGGUUUAUUUCGUAUGUUAUGUGCUUUACACGUCUGAUAGGCAAUGCAGGUGCGUGUUACCGUCCACUUCAGUGGAGUGCAGUGAGCCAGAAUGUAUUUAGAAUAAAGCAUUGAAUCCCAACAUGCACUGAUGAACUCUUAAAUAAUUCACAUUAAUUGACUAACAGGCACUAUUGAAAUAAUGAAUUUUCUUACAUGUGGUGAAAAAUAUUUAGCAUUAUCUGUUCCUUGGGCUCACACACAGGCCUGAGCUCCAAAUCCUUGUUAGACUGGGAAAUGGAAUGAACAACAUUUAUUGCUAAAGCAGAUGCUUGGCAGGACCUAAGGGGAUCUAGGUCAUAAACUCUUUCAUUUUGGGCCCACUCGUUGAGUUUAAAUUUUCAUAUGUAUAGGCUAGUGAGUAUGUGUUUAUAUGCCCAUAUUCUGAGUGUAAUUUGGCAACCAAGAUAUUUGUUUCUAAACUUCAAGGAAAAAUACCAGUAUAAUAUAAUUUAAGUUUUAGAAUACAUGUAUAUGAAUGUUUUCAGCAUGUGUAUAUGAUGUUCAACAGACAUUUCACUGAUUUCAGUUUAUUUAAAAUAAGUGUAACUACCAGAGUGAUCUGACAAUAGAAACUCAAUCAUGCUGUAUUUGAUUCCAUAAAGAAAAAUCAUCAAAACCUAGAUUCUAUAAUAUGUAUGAAUUAUAUCAAAUAGGAAACUUUAUUAUAUAGGAAACUAAAGAAGGGUGAGAUCAAACUCUCUAACAGGAAGGAUACAAUUUAAAGUAGAGUCACUUAGGUCCCUUUAAUAAAUGUCAUUCUGUGUCUUUGGAUUGGAAUUGGAGAACAUAUGCCAGUCACUGUGGAAUGGCUGCUGUCUACACAGAUGCAGUUUUUGAAAAAAAAAAAAAAAAAACAAAACAAAACUGUGAAACGUUCUGAAAAAUUUGGAAUCCAGAUUACUUUGAUUUAAGGGCCAUAGGAGAGCCACUGAAAGGUCCACGGCUUCUAAGGAGUUAGGAGCACCUUGUAAAACCUCACAGCCACCGUCGAGUUCUGAUCCUCCAAUCCUGCCUGAUGGAGUAAACGUGAAGAUGUUAAAUGAAAUCAUGUAAUAUAAAAUCUUAGUUUUUUCGAUGCCUUUGUCAACUGCUACUUGUAGUUUAUUGGGGUUUUUUGUUUGUUUGUUUUUGUUCCUUUUUGUGUUUAAGGACACUUGCAAACUUGUGACUUACGAAGUUCACUUGAGGAAUUUCAAAAUGCUUGAAAAUAAAAAGUAGUGUCCGGUUGGGAAUUGUUUUUGUGUUCUUUUGCUACAAAAUAAGUUUGCUAGGUUGCUGAGAACAACAGGAUGGCUCAGCCUUGAUGUGGGAGUUUACACUGGCAGUGUCUUGAUUCCCAUCUGGCUCUCUGACUUCCUGGUCCUACCUGCCUCAUUUGCACCUUGACUUUUAUUAGGAAGCAGGCCUCCCACAUGCGAUACCCAAGAUCCCAUCAUUAAAACGCUGCCAGACAGCUCUUCCUUGCCCUUUCUUUAACACUGUGAGUCUUCCUGGCUCAUCGUCCUUAUUUCCAUUCCCACUUCAUCUCCUCACAGGGCAUCCCCCUGUUAUAGCCAUACCAAUAAGUAGGUAAGAGGUAUGACUGAAUGAUCAUGUUAGUUUUUAUUUGCCUCCCUUUUUACUAUAAACAGUUUCUUCUUAAAUUUCAGCCUAGCCUGUGAUAAUCUCACCACACUGGAAUAAUUCAGAAUAAGAAUGAAAUGGCUCACCUUCCCCAUUUCUUACGGACUAGAAGAAAAGAUGAAGAAAGGUUGACAGAGUCCCAUCCUUACUCUGGAAACACAGCUCAGAGUGCCCUAGAAUGCAGGGGCACAUUAUGUGUGAAGGGACUCUAGAAUAGCUUAUAAAAAUAGCUAAAUGUUAACCAACACACUGGUGGCUUAGUCCACUAUUCCCAUAACUUGUAAUUACAUAAGAAAUUUAGUCUUGAGGUAGUUCCCAGCAAUCUCAAUAUAUGUGACACUGUUGAGUUUAUAGUAACAAUGUUUUGUUCUUGAAAUCAAGUCAAUGUUAUUUGCAUUGCAUUGUAAUAGAACCAUAUAUGCACAUUAAAGGGAUCUGUUUGAUUCCUGUGGGCAAGGAAUUGUGGAAAUGGUAUUUACCAAUAUUAGUUAAAGUGAGACUUUGAGAGUGAAAGAUGAUGUAGCUUUUCACUUGAAAUGUCAAAUCAGUUGUAUUCUCUUGAGUCUACCAAAGACUCCUGUUUGGGGAGUGUGAAUGGAGUGUGUGUGUGCGCAUGCAUGCAUGUGUGUAUCCCAUGCUUUCUGCCGUGGUAUUAAGACCUCCUAAUAAAGGCAUCCAAAGAAUAGCAAGAGAUGACGGUCUGUAUUUGGCAUAAUUAAAUUUGGUUCCCUUUGCCAACAGCUCUCUGAGUUAAGAACUAAUGUUCUUCUAGAUAAAGGUGGGAAAAAUCAGCCAUUGCCUGAGCCUCAUUUCCACAGUAAACACGCUCUUCCCAUCCAUAAGAAUGAACUCAGUAGGGUUUGUACAAAUUCUUGGCUCAUGUGUAAUGUUGGAAGGGACACAGUGACCAGAACACCCAAGGCCUGCAAGGUGUUACUUUGAAACAGCCCCUCUUUCAGGUCCUUUUAGGGGCUAGAAACCAAAUACAGGCCAAGGACCAUGCUCAUUCCAUGCAGAAGAAGUGAAGUCCCUUAGCUGACUGUAUUUUGAGUUGACUGAAUGAGGAGGUCGACCCAGCUAUAAGGAAUAUUGAGGCCAUCAGUCCUCAGAAAACAAUACGUACAUGCAAUCUCAAUGGCUGGGAACAUGGGGAAGGAAGGGGAAAAGACCAUUAUAAAGUCAAUCUUAACAGUUUUUGCAAUACCUCUUAAUUGCAGACUAUUGGGAUUUAUGUUAUUGCACUCUUUGUGUGAUCUAUCUUAUGUAUCUGAUAGUUUUAUGAAUAAUUAUUUGAGUUGUAAACUCCCGUAUACUUUAUUAAAAUGAACAUAAUUAAA